Molecule: messenger RNA, 2748 nt
Organism: Ipomoea nil (Japanese morning glory)
Lineage: Eukaryota; Viridiplantae; Streptophyta; Magnoliopsida; Solanales; Convolvulaceae
Product: (E,E)-geranyllinalool synthase
Exons: 12
Coding region: 68-2662 (864 amino acids)
Biological process (GO): diterpenoid biosynthetic process
Molecular function (GO): magnesium ion binding; terpene synthase activity
Source: RefSeq, a predicted model, not a curated record
ACAAUGCACACUGCAUACUCACAAGCCUAAAAGAAAUAAUUGUGAAACUAUUUCCAGUUUCUAACUCAUGGAAACCUCUUCAUCACUAGCCUGCAUUCAGUCUCUGGUCAAUGAGAUCAAGAAACAAGUUUUCUCGACCCAGAGCUCUCAUCAUCUCGUUGCACCGUCUCCUUAUGAUACAGCUUGGCUAGCCAUGAUCCCUGACCCCAGUAAUCCUGACCGUCCGUUGUUCCAGAGUUGCCUCAACUGGGUGCUUGAUAACCAGAAUGAACAAGGGUUUUGGGGGGAUUACAAUGGCGAGGAUGGGAUCCCCACCAUUCAUGCUCUCCCUGCAACUCUUGCGUGUUUGGUUGCCCUCAAGAAAUGGAAUGUUGGUGAACACAACAUUAGCAAAGGUUUGGCGUGUUUUCAUGCACAUGUUGAUAUGGUCCUAACUGAGAAUGCUGGUCGGCUUCCACGUUGGUUCACCGUCGUUUUCCCAGCGAUGAUUGACCUAGCACAAGCCACCGGCCUGCACCUUACGUUUCUCAAUCAACCAGCAGGCACUUUGCUUUCAAACCUUUUCAUCAAGAGGAAGCAAAUGUUUGAAAGAGAAAAGCUUGUGGAUGAGUGGGGGCAUUAUUCUCCAAUAUUUGCGUAUUUGGAGUGUUUUCCGAGUGCAAUUCUUGAUGAUCAAGAAAAAAUAUAUGAACACUUAUAUCAUGGUGACGGGUCGUUUUUUCAAUCACCAUCUGCCACCGCACACCUUUUCAUGACUACUGCAAAUGCAAAGUCUCUAAAAUAUCUUAACUCUCUUGUUCAAAACUACCCCAAUGGAGUGGCGGCAAGGUACCCCAUGGACGAAGAGCUAAUAAAGCUUUGCGUGAUAGAUCACAUCCAAAGGCUGGGGUUGGCUGAGCAUUUUAGCCAAGAAAUUGCGCAAACUCUUUCGCAGAUCUAUAGGAACCAACAAAAGGCGGCGGAAUUGCCUCACGAUAUGACUAGCCUAGCUGAGAAGUUACACAAGGACUCUCUAGCUUUCCGGCUUCUCCGAAUGCAAGGAUUCCACAUGAAUCCAAGGAAGCUUUGCUGGUUUCUGAAACACGAAGACAUUGUGGGUCACCUAGAAGAGAAUCACGAGUAUUUCACAUGCGUACUGUACAAUAUCUACAGAGCCACAGACCUCAUGUUCCAUGGAGAGGAUGAAUUGGAGGAGGCAAGGUCAUUCUCAAGAAACUUACUUCAGAAAUCGCUGGCCCUCAGAGAUGGUGACGAUAAUCUAUCAGUAUCCCCAGAACUGCUAAAUCUGAUUGAGCGUGAAUUGAGUGUCCCGUGGAGUGCACGAAUGGAUCACCUUGACAACAGAUUGUGGAUCGAAAACAAGUUCAACCCAUUAUUAUGGAUUGGGAAAGAUUCCUACUAUAGGUUAUCCUGUCUUCAAAAUGAGAAGCUACUGCAACUUGCUGAGAAAAACUUCGAGCUUCGACAGUCUACUUACAGGAAUGAACUGGAAGAGCUGAAAAGGUGGUCCAAGGAAAAAGGACUUGUUGAUAUUGGAUUUGGGAGGGAGAAAACCAUGUACACUUAUUUUGCAGUUGCGACCAGCACAUCUUUGCCCCACGAUUCCAUCAUACGUUUGAUUGCUGCGAAAGCUGCCAUAGUUAUCACCGUAGCUGAUGACUUUUUCGACAUGGAAGGUUCUUUACCUGACCUGCAACUCUUAAAUGAUGCAGUUCAAAGAUGGGAUGGCGAAAAUCUUCGUGGCCCUAGUAAGGUUAUCUUUGAUGCCCUGGAAGAUCUUGUGACAGAAAUCGCAACAAGAUAUUACAUUCAACGUGGAAGCAAAAUAACAGCACAACUUAGAGAUAUCUGGAGAGAGACAUUUGGUUCAUGGAUGAGGGAAAGUACAUGGAGCCAAACAGGAUAUAGACCCACCAUGGAACAGUAUCUUGAAACUGGCAUGGUAUCCAUUGCUGCCGACACUGUUCUUCUUCCUGCGGCUUGUUUCUUAACUCCUAGCUUGCCUACUCACAAAAUGAAACCUGCUUUCUACGAGGAUGCCACAAAGCUGCUCAUGACUGCCACCCGUUUAUUGAACGACAUCCAAAGCUAUCAAAAGGAAAAGGAGGUUGGGAAAAUGAACUAUGUAUUGCUACACUUGAACGAACAUCCAGAAGGACAUAUAGAGGAUUCAAUCGCCUACGUUAACGACAUGGUUGACAAGAUGAGGAAACAAUUUCUCCAACAUGUACUCAUGACGACAGAUGAUGAUGGUGAUGACAACUACAAUAAUAUGCCCAAAUCAUGCAAACUUUUUCACCUUUCUUGCUUCAAAGUGUUCCAGAUGUUCUUCAACUCCUACAACCUCUUCGAUUCCAAGGCGGACCUAAUGCAAGAAAUCAUGAAAGCUUUCUACAUUCCUUUCGAACAAGAUCAACAACCAUCCAAUAAUCCUCUAAUAAUAAAGGUCAUAAAACCCCUCCCAGUGCUGCCACCCCUGGAGAGGAGCAGUAGUAGUGAAGGUGCCAAGGUUUCUGCUUCUUUGGGCCCAGCUGCAACCUUAAAGCACAAGAAUAAGGUUGCCAUAAGCUUCAUUAGAAAACAGGUUCCCAGAAACUGUUCUUUGGGUUUCUACAGCCCUAAACCAUGCACCCCUGCAAAACUCAAGUCUUGUUUCAUCUAAUCCCAAAUCAUCAAGCUAAGCACCUUAGAAUUUAAUUUUCGUUUUAUAUAUGUAACAUAUACUAGUUGUAACAAGUAGUGUAUCGU